UAUUGUUAAUUAAUGUGAAUAUCAAAUUAAACACUUGAAACUUACAUAUUUAUUAUGCAGGUAGGAGGCAAGGUGGAAUCUAUUUUUAACUCUUAUGCACUCCAUGGUGCGCAAACAACUUGGUUCUCAAAUUUGUAUUUUCAGUGCUGGUAUCAGUGGUUUGAUUUUCAGCAAAUGUGACAGUGGCCUUUGCAGUGGUCAGCUCCGGGCUUUGAACUCUCAGAGGAGGAAGGGAAAAAAAUUCAACACACCACCUCCUUGGUUGCAGCCUCAGAGAAACCUUGGAUGAGAAACUUCUUUUUUCAAUCCUGUUUUCCUGUUGAUAAAUUCAGUUCUCGUGAUCACAGUACAUUCAAGCUGUUCUGCGUAUGAUUUUGUGUGUGUGACAAUUGCAUCUAAAACUUGUGAGCAAGAAGACGGAGAAAUCAGUUGGUCUCCAUCGCUUUACAUAAAAAUGGCUGAGUGUCUUGUCUUGCUAGCACUGCAUUAAGUGAUACAUACAGAUCUUGAUGUGGAGGCGAUGGAGGACUCAGAACCAAGGAUUUCCAAGUGAUUUCUUCCAAAGCACGAGAAACUAACUCUGUUAAGGCUGGUCUGUUCUAACUGAGAUGACAGUCAUGUCCCUUUCCAGGGACCUCAAGGACGACUUUCACAGUGACACAGUGCUCUCCAUCUUAAAUGAGCAGCGCAUUCGAGGCAUUUUAUGUGAUGUCACGAUCAUUGUGGAAGACACCAAAUUUAAAGCCCACAGCAAUGUCCUGGCUGCUUCGAGCCUUUAUUUCAAAAAUAUCUUUUGGAGCCAUACAAUCUGUAUUUCCAGCCAUGUCCUGGAGCUGGAUGAUCUCAAAGCUGAAGUGUUUACAGAAAUCCUUAAUUAUAUCUACAGCUCCACAGUUGUCGUCAAGAGGCAGGAGACAGUCACUGACCUUGCGGCCGCAGGGAAAAAGCUGGGAAUAUCCUUCUUGGAAGAUCUUACCGAUCGCAGCUUUUCCAAUUCCCCGGGUCCCUAUGUAUUCUGCAUUACUGAGAAGGGAGUGGUUAAAGAAGAAAAAAAUGAAAAAAGGCAUGAAGAACCGGCCAUCACUAAUGGGCCAAGGAUCACAAAUGCAUUUUCCAUCAUUGAGACAGAAAAUAGUAAUAACAUGUUUUCUCCGCUGGACUUGAGGGCAAGUUUCAAGAAGGUCUCUGACUCCAUGAGAACCGCUGGUCUCUGCCUGGAGAGGACUGAUGUCUGCCACGAGGCGGAGCCCGUCCGGACCCUGGCCGAGCACUCGUAUGCCGUUUCUUCCGUGGCUGAGGCUUACAGGAGUCAGCCUGUACGUGAACGUGAUAGCACUUCACCUGGUAAAGCAGGUAAAGAAAAUGGCGAAGCUCUUACAGCAAAGCCAAAAACAUGCCGAAAGCCAAAGACACUCUCCCUACCCCAGGAUUCUGAUUCAGCUGCAGAAAGUAUACCACCUCCUCCAGUAACCAACGCAGAGGUUAAUCAAGAAAGAAGUCCACAGCCAGCUGCAGUUCUUUCUCAUUCAAAGUCUCCCAACAAUGAAGGAGAUGUCCGUUUUUCCAGGGAAGAUGAAAAUAAAUCCUCUGACGUUCCCGGGCCGCCGGCAGCAGAGGUUCCGCCUCUCGUUUACAAUUGUAGCUGUUGUUCCAAAUCCUUUGACAGCAGCACUCUGCUCAGUGCCCACAUGCAGCUGCACAAGCCAACCCAGGAGCCUUUGGUGUGCAAGCACUGCAACAAGCAGUUCAGCUCCCUGAGCAGAUUGGACCGGCACGAGCAGAUCUGUAUGCGGCCCAGCCACAUGCCCGUUCCGGGAGGAAAUCAGCGCUUUUUAGAAAACUAUCCUACCAUUGGACAAAAUGGAAGUUCAUUCACGGGUCCAGAACCUUUAUUAUCUGAUAAUAGGAUUGGUGACUUUUCCAGUACCGGAAGUACCUUGCCAGAAACAGACCACAUGGUUAAAUUUGUUAAUGGGCAGAUGCUCUACAGUUGUGUUGUAUGCAAACGUAGUUACGUGACUUUGUCCAGCCUCCGCAGACAUGCAAAUGUUCACUCAUGGAGAAGAACAUAUCCUUGCCAUUACUGCAACAAAGUUUUUGCAUUGGCUGAGUACAGGACAAGACAUGAAAUUUGGCACACAGGAGAAAGGCGGUAUCAGUGCAUUUUCUGCCUUGAAACUUUCAUGACCUACUAUAUACUCAAAAACCAUCAGAAGUCUUUCCAUGCCAUAGAUCAUAGACUGUCCAUCAGUAAAAAAACGGCAAACGGAGGCUUGAAGCCUAGUGUCUAUCCAUAUAAACUUUAUAGACUCCUGCCUAUGAAAUGCAAGAGGGCUCCUUAUAAGAGCUACCGAAAUUCUUCCUAUGAAAAUGCUCGAGAAAGCAGUCAGAUGAGUGAGUCUGCACCUGGUCCCUAUGUUAUUCAGAAUCCACACAGCUCUGAAUUACCUUCACUGAAUUUCCAAGAUGGUGUGAACACCUUGACCAAGAGUCCAGCCAUCCCAUUGGAAACACCUGCAUGUCAGGACAUACCCACUUCUGCCAGUGUGCAAAAUGCAGAGGGCACCAAAUGGGGAGAGGAGACCUUGAAAGUGCAUCUUGACAAUAACUUUUAUUCAACUGAGGUGUCAGUUUCUUCCACUGAAAAUGCUGUCAGGUCUGACGUCCCGGCAGGGGAGGUUCCUGCGUUGUCUGUGAGUAAUGGCAGCGAGAACUCCGCCUCAGUGAUCAGCUACAGUGGCUCGGCACCCUCAGUCAUUGUGCACAGUAGCCAGUUUUCCUCGGUGAUAAUGCACAGCAACGCUGUUGCUGCCAUGACCAGCAGCAACCACAGAGCCGCUUCAGACCCAGCCAUCAGUCAGUCCCUGAAAGAUGACAGCAAACCUGAGCCAGACAAAGUGAGUAGAGUUGCCAGCAGACCCAAAAGCAUUAAGGAGAAAAAGAAAACUGUACCAUGUAACAGAGGAGAACUACCAGAGGAGUCAAAAUACAUUGCUGAUCCUGGAGGGUCGUUGAGCAAAACCACAAAUAUCAUUAAAGAAACCAGUAAAAUUGAAACCUACAUUGCAAAGCCUGCUCUCCCUGGAACCUCCACAAAUAGCAACGUCGCGCCCCUUUGCCAAAUAACAGUGAAAAUUGGGAAUGAAGCCAUUGUGAAAAGGCAUAUCCUAGGAUCUAAAUUGUUCUAUAAAAGAGGAAGAAGACCCAAGUAUCAAAUGCAAGAGGAGACUCUGCCACGAGAGAGUGACCCGGAGACCAAUAGAGACAGCCCACUUGGGCUUUGCCAAUCCGAGUGUGUGGAGAUGAGCGAAAUGUUCGACGAUGCAAGUGACCAGGAUUCCACGGACAAACCAUGGCGCCCUUACUACAACUACAAACCCAAAAAGAAAUCCAGACAGUUGAGAAAAAUGAGGAAAGUCACCUGGAGGAAAGAGCAUGAAAACAGGAGCCCAAGCAAUAAGUGUAAAUACCCAGCAGAACUGGACUGUGCUGUGGGGAAGGCUCCUCCGGAGAAGGCCUUCGAGGAAGAAGAAAAUAAAGAGAUGCCUCAGUUGCAGUGUGAACUCUGCGACGGAGACAAGGCCUCGGGGGCUGGAAACCAAGGACGGCCCCACCGACAUCUCACUGCCAGGCCCUAUACCUGUGAGCUCUGCGCCAAGCAGUUCCAGAGCCCGUCCACACUCAAGAUGCACAUGCGGUGUCACACCGGAGAGAAGCCGUACCCAUGCAAGACCUGCGGCCGGCGCUUUUCCAUGCAAGGAAACUUGCAGAAACACGAACGCAUCCACCUGGGCCUGAAGGAGUUCGUCUGUCAGUAUUGCAACAAGGCGUUCACGUUGAACGAGACCCUCAAAAUCCACGAAAGAAUCCACACUGGCGAAAAGCGCUACCACUGUCAGUUCUGCUUUCAGAGUUUUUUGUAUCUCUCCACAAAAAGGAAUCACGAGCAGAGGCAUAUUCGGGAGCACAACGGGAAGGGCUAUGCCUGCUUCCAGUGCCCCAAAAUUUGCAAAACAGCUGCUGCCCUGGGGAUGCACCAGAAGAAACACUUAUUUAAAAGCCCAAGUCAGCGGGAGAACACGGAAGGUGACGUGUGCCAUGAAAACUCAAAUCCCCUGGAGAAUCCACAUUUCAUUGAUUCAGAAGACAAUGGCCAAAAGGAUAACGUACAAACCAUUGUUGAAAAUGUCCUUUGAAUGGCGAUACUUAGAAAAA
Ceratotherium simum simum (southern white rhinoceros) is the source of this 4215-nucleotide messenger RNA. Lineage: Eukaryota; Metazoa; Chordata; Mammalia; Perissodactyla; Rhinocerotidae. The record is from RefSeq and is a predicted model, not a curated record.